This is a messenger RNA of Chrysochloris asiatica (Cape golden mole), 1361 nucleotides long. It is a transcript of the gene GNA13, whose product is annotated as guanine nucleotide binding protein (G protein), alpha 13. Gene Ontology annotation, cellular component: brush border membrane; heterotrimeric G-protein complex. Gene Ontology annotation, biological process: Rho protein signal transduction; adenylate cyclase-activating G protein-coupled receptor signaling pathway. The transcript has 4 exons. The coding region runs from base 34 to 1167 and encodes 377 amino acids. The record is from RefSeq and is a predicted model, not a curated record. NCBI's taxonomy places the organism in Eukaryota, Metazoa, Chordata, Mammalia, Afrosoricida, Chrysochloridae. Gene Ontology annotation, molecular function: guanyl nucleotide binding; GTPase activity; D5 dopamine receptor binding.
GGAGGGGCCCGCCGAGGCGGCGGCGGCGGCAAGAUGGCGGACUUCCUGCCGUCGCGGUCCGUGCUGUCCGUGUGCUUCCCCGGCUGCGUGCUGACGAGCGGCGAGGCCGAGCAGCAGCGCAAGUCCAAGGAGAUCGACAAAUGCCUGUCCCGGGAGAAGACCUACGUGAAGCGGCUCGUGAAGAUCCUGUUGUUGGGCGCGGGCGAGAGCGGCAAGUCCACCUUCCUGAAGCAGAUGCGGAUCAUCCACGGGCAGGACUUUGACCAGCGCGCGCGCGAAGAGUUCCGUCCCACCAUCUACAGCAACGUGAUCAAAGGUAUGAGGGUGCUGGUAGAUGCUCGAGAGAAGCUUCAUAUUCCUUGGGGAGAUACUUCAAACCAACUCAGUGGAGACAAGAUGAUGGCGUUUGAUACCCGGUCACCCAUGGCGGCCCAGGGAAUGGUGGAAACACGGGUGUUUUUACAAUACCUUCCUGCUAUCAGAGCGUUAUGGGCCGAUAGUGGUAUACAGAACGCCUAUGACCGGCGUCGAGAAUUUCAGUUGGGGGAAUCUGUAAAAUAUUUCCUGGAUAACUUGGAUAAGCUUGGAGAACAAGAUUACACUCCAUCACAGCAAGAUAUUCUGCUUGCCAGAAGACCCACCAAAGGCAUUCAUGAGUACGACUUUGAAAUCAAAAAUGUUCCUUUCAAAAUGGUUGAUGUCGGGGGUCAGAGAUCAGAAAGGAAACGUUGGUUUGAGUGCUUCGACAGUGUGACUUCGAUACUGUUCCUUGUUUCCUCAAGUGAAUUUGACCAGGUGCUUAUGGAAGACCGGCUCACCAAUCGCCUGACAGAAUCGCUGAACAUUUUUGAAACAAUCGUCAAUAACCGGGUUUUCAGCAAUGUCUCCAUCAUUCUUUUCUUAAAUAAAACAGACUUGCUUGAGGAGAAAGUGCAAAUUGUGAGCAUCAAAGACUACUUCUUAGAAUUUGAAGGGGAUCCCCACUGUUUACGAGACGUCCAAAAAUUCCUGGUGGAAUGUUUCCGUAACAAGCGCCGGGACCAGCAGCAAAAGCCCUUAUACCACCACUUCACCACUGCUAUCAACACGGAAAACAUCCGCCUGGUUUUCCGGGAUGUGAAGGAUACGAUUCUUCAUGACAACCUCAAACAGCUUAUGCUACAGUGAUGUGAUGUACAAAAGACUUGCUGUUUUAAUAUCUUUCUGUGUUUUUGAUGGUCUUCUGUUUGUUUCGGUUUUGUUGUUCUUUUAUUAAAUAGCAGUUUACAGCAGAAAUUAGAGAAAUCUUGAUUCUAUGUUUAACUUCUUGGAAAUCUUAGUCCCUCUUCUGUGGAGUUUGAUUUAUGGCUGUGAGCUCCUGA